GCCUCGCCCAUCCGGCUGGGCGUCGGUCACGUGGGGCCCAGAUGGGCUGCCGCGAGGAAUGCUGGGCCAAGAUGGCAGCAAUGAUGAAGGCGUUUCCGCAGCGGCUGGUGGACUUGAUGUUCCUCCGGGCUGUCAGCACCUCAUCUAUGGGCACUUUACCAAAGCGGGUGAAAAUUGUGGAAGUUGGUCCCCGAGAUGGACUACAAAAUGAAAAGAAUAUCGUACCUACUCCAGUGAAAAUCAAGCUGAUAGACAUGCUUUCUGAAACAGGACUCUCUGUUAUAGAAGCCACCAGCUUUGUGUCUCCUAAGUGGGUUCCCCAGAUGGCUGACCACACUGAAGUCUUGAAGGGCAUUCAGAAGUUUCCUGGCAUCAACUACCCAGUCCUGGUCCCAAAUUUGAAAGGCUUUGAGGCAGCGGUAAGAGGAUAGCUUGUUGGUGGAGCUCCUGAAAUGAGAUUGAUGGGCCCGGCCUCAGAAAUAUUUGUUAAACAGCCCUGUCUCAGCCCUGCUGGCCAAAGGGCUCAGGACACUGACCUCAUUCCUCCUCUGUCUUCCCACAGGUACGUCUCCUGUGUGCUUGGCUGCCCUUAUGAAGGGAAGAUCUCCCCGGCUAAAGUAGCUGAGGUCGCCAAGAAGCUGUACUCAAUGGGCUGUUAUGAGAUCUCCCUGGGGGACACCAUUGGUGUGGGCACCCCAGGGACCAUGAAAGACAUGCUGUCUACUGUCAUGCAGGAAGUGCCUCUGGCUGCCCUGGCUGUCCACUGCCAUGACACCUAUGGCCAAGCCCUGGCCAACACCUUGAUGGCCCUGCAGAUGGGAGUGAGUGUCGUGGACUCGUCUGUGGCAGGACUUGGAGGCUGUCCCUAUGCACAGGGGGCACUGGGAAACUUGGCCACCGAGGACCUGGUCUACAUGUUAGAGGGCUUGGGCAUUCACACGGGUGUGAAUCUCCAGAAGCUUCUGGAAGCUGGGAACUUUAUCUGUCAAGCCCUGAACAGAAAAACUGGCUCCAAAGUGGCUCAGGCUACCUGUAAACUCUGAGCCCCUUGCCCACCUGAAGCCCUGGGGAUGGUGUGGAAAUAGGGGCACAAGGCCGGGCGGGGUGGCUCAUGCCUGUAAUCCCAGCACUUUGGGAGGCCGAGGUGGGUGGAUCACAAGGUCAGGAGUUCAAGACCAGCCUGGCCAAGAAGG
Messenger RNA from Cebus imitator (Panamanian white-faced capuchin), 1193 nucleotides. RefSeq names its product 3-hydroxy-3-methylglutaryl-CoA lyase (gene HMGCL). NCBI's taxonomy places the organism in Eukaryota, Metazoa, Chordata, Mammalia, Primates, Cebidae. Gene Ontology annotation, molecular function: hydroxymethylglutaryl-CoA lyase activity. The record is from RefSeq and is a predicted model, not a curated record. The transcript is spliced from 8 exons. Gene Ontology annotation, biological process: ketone body biosynthetic process; L-leucine catabolic process.